This is a messenger RNA of Frankliniella occidentalis (western flower thrips), 6075 nucleotides long. Its product is annotated as zinc finger protein 236-like. Bases 400 to 4992 code for a protein of 1530 amino acids. Gene Ontology annotation, molecular function: RNA polymerase II cis-regulatory region sequence-specific DNA binding; DNA-binding transcription factor activity, RNA polymerase II-specific. Gene Ontology annotation, biological process: regulation of DNA-templated transcription. Lineage: Eukaryota; Metazoa; Arthropoda; Insecta; Thysanoptera; Thripidae. The transcript is spliced from 4 exons. The record is from RefSeq and is a predicted model, not a curated record.
UAAUGAGUUCUUGCGUGUCUCGUCCCCUGACGAUGAUCUCCUUCCCUUUUAAUUACUCACCUUAAUCAGAGCGCUCCAUUCUUUCCUGCUUUGUCUUGAGACCUGGCACUGCAAGCGCGCCAGUACCGCCCAUUGUGUCCCGAGCGUAGGCCAAGGGAAGUGUCUGGGAGGUUAUGUUACCGUUUGCACUUUUGGUUCAUGUGAUAACUCGGAAAUUCAUUAAGCGACGGCUAUCUUUCAGGGAAUGUUCAGGAAACUAUGUGCUAUAAAUCGUCAAAUGAAAACGAUUUCAUCUAAGGAAAAUAACUUAAUCUCAGGACUACUACUUUCAUUGCCAGAUUCAGUUGCUGACUAGGGAACUUCCCUGUUACUUUGAAGAUCACAAUUAAUGUGUGAAACAUGGCACCAGUAGGACGACCUUCUGCAAGUGGAAAGGGGCUGCAUUCAAAAGAUGAAAAUUCCAUAAAAAGUAAAGAUGAUGAAGUUAAAAAUGAGCCUCCGGAUAGGGGCUUUCAUGAAGAAGUUCACAUUAAAAUUGAAAGGGAGGAUGAUGACACUGUUUUAUAUGCCCCCAUGAACGUGGAUGAAGGGAUAGUGAUUAAAAAAGAAGAAAGUGAUGACUCCAUGGAAGAAGAUGAAGGAUCAGAUGAUGACAUUUUGGAUGUAGUAAAUGGGAGGCUUGAUGGAAUUGACAAUGAAAAAGCAGGUGAUGUGAUUGACAUUUCAGAUGACCCCAACAAAGCACUUAAGUCUCUGUUAUGUAAAUUUUGUGGAAAGCAAUUUUUUCGAGCAUUCUAUUUUAACUUGCACAUUAAAACUCAUCAAGUUCCAACCCCUACAUCUGAUAAACCCCAUAAAUGUUUAGAUUGUGGUAAAAGUUUUGCAUUAUUACAACAUCUCACUGGUCACUCAAGAAUUCAUAUUGCUGGCCGAUAUUACGAGUGUCCUGUCUGUAGGAGAAAAUUUACUGAAUUGUCUAACCUUACUAUGCAUUUGUUAAAAACACAUCCUGAUGAAAAGCCGUAUAAAUGUUCAGAAUGUGAGAAGCAAUUUACUCAGUCUUCUGCUCUCAAGAAACAUUUGAGAACACACAGUGGCAUCACAUCGCAAGAUGAAUUAGACCGCAUUGACAUGCAGUUUUUUGUGAACGACAAAAAUGAAAGAGAUUCAGAGGAGCCAUUAAAGAAGAAGAUUAAGCUUGAGAAAGAGGAAAUAACAUCACCUGUUAAAGAGAAAUCGCCAUGUGGGAAAGAGAGAUUAAAAGAUGAAAAGUCACCAACUACUAAGGAGAAGGUUGUGCUCACCAAACAAAAAUCUGCACCAGUUGGGGAAUUGAAAGUGACUAAAGCUUCACCCCCAUCAACAAAGGGCAUUAAGUCUCCAACACAGAAAGGAACUGAGAUUAUGAGCAAAACAUCACCUGUCAAAGACAAAAUGCCAAAGUUAAAAGAGAAGUCACCAAAAGAAAAGAAGUUUCCUUCCCCUCAAGGAAAAGUCUCUGCUGUUAAAAUAAGCUCUACAGGAUUUGAUGUAUUACCUGCUAUUAAGCAUUUGGAAGGUCAGCCUGCACCAUCCAAAGACCAAUCUGCACUAAUUAAUAGAAAAUCACCUAUCAAAGAUAUGUCAAAACAAUUGGAAAGCAUAUCCAUGUCAAGUAAUGAAGUACAUGUUAAAGAUGAGCCGUCACAUGAGAACUCAUCUGAAGUUUCCAAAAAAUCUCUUUUAUUAGAGGACUCACUGCCAGUGAAGGUUGUUCUUUCACCAAUGAAAGAAUCUCCUUCAGAAGAAGAACCAUUAAUCCCAUCUGAAGCUUUACUUCUCCAUAUCAAAGAAGAGUGUCCUGACGAUGAGCAUAGCGCUGAUCACACACCCUCUUUCACUUCAAAUGUGUUAAAAGAGCCCAUGUCUAUAUUGAGUGAACUUUCAGAAGAAACAAGUCUCACCCAUGUUGAAGGAGAAGCUGCAGCUCAGAAUGAGAAUAAUUCAAAAAGUGGAACUUCCCCUCUUAAUAAUUUCAAUGAUUCCUCACUUAAUCGGAAUGGUGUCCCACUAGAUUUAGUUCACUGUCCAAAAAUCAAGGUAACAAAGUUUUCUGAAACUGAACAAGUCAGUGAAAACCAGAAGGUCCAUGGGAUAGUUCCUAUGACCUCUCCAACUAAAUCCACAUCAGUCACAAACGUUAAUAGACUAGAAUCUCAGAACAGUAAUGAAGAUACUGAAAAUUUAAACCAAAUGUCGGUAUCAAAGGACUCAAAACCAGCCUCAUCCACUCUCCAUAAAUCUCAGUGGUUUAAAAGUUGGGACAGUAAUAAACUUGAUAAGAAAGAGCCUUGGCCAUCUAAAGGAAAGCCUGAUGGCCCCUGUGAAGAAAGGUAUAAAUGUCAUAGAUGCAACAUUUUUAUGGAUUCUGAAGAGCAACUUCAUGAACAUCUGAUGGAGCAUACUGGUGUAAAACUUUGUGAAUGUCGAUUCUGUGGGAAGGAUUUCACAUCCAUGACUUCUUUGAAACGACACACCUACUAUCAUGUUGCUGGAUUGAUUCCUCAGGAUUGCACGAGAUGUGGUAAAAAUUUCUCUACAUUUAUGGAUUUGAAGGACCACUGUGUUAGCAAAAAGUGUGAUGCAUCUGGGAACACGUUCCGUUUUAAAUGCUUUCGAUGUAAGAAACACACUCCAUCUUUAGAAAGACUGAAGUUUCAUCUUCUGUCUCAGUGCAAUGAAGAACCAAUCAAGUAUUAUAUUCCAAAAAAACUUGAUGACAUUGCUUCAACAAAGUCCACCGAAAGUCAAGCUGAAAAUAAUAGAUCUGAUAAAGACAAUACUGGCUCUAACUUGUAUAAUUGCAAUAAUGAGUGGGUAAACCAGAAAUUUGAGAAAAGUGAGUGUCUUAGUUUAGAUGACAUGGUACAGUUAAAUUUGAAAGGCAAUGAUGUUGAAGCAUUGCAAGUUUUAAAUGAACUUGGUCCUUCUGAUAGAGGAAAAGAAUGUUGGAAUUUGCAAUGUGAAAACUGUGGUCAUAGAUUUGAAAAUUCUGAGAAGGCUAAGGUCCAUUGUAAAUUGGGAUGUGAAAAAGUACCAGAAGUGAAACAAGAAUCUGAGAAUGGAGAUGAUGCAGAACCAUCACAGCAACUUGCAAAGGAACCAGAUAAUAAACCUGAGAACAAUGCAGAAGUAGAAAAUGUUAAAAUAAAACUGGUCGUUGAAGAGGAUGAAGACCUGCAGUGCUAUUUGGACUGUGCAGUGUGCGGGAAGGAAGUUGCUGGAGUUGAAAGAAUGCUGCUUCAUAUCAAAGACCAUAUUAAUGAACGGAAUACACUUGAAUGCCCAGUGUUAAAAUGUGGAAGAUUUUUCACUGACCCAAAGGAUUUUAAAUUGCAUCUCAAGACCCAUACUGGUCACAAACCCUACAAAUGUUCAGAUUGUGGUAAAAGAUUUUUUUUGCGAGAGAACUAUGAAAAUCAUGCUCAACGUCAUGGUGUAUUGAAGCAUUGGAGUUCAUUAAACUCAAAUGAAAAAACUGGUAAAAAUUCUGGAAGUGCUAGAAGCCCUAUUACCAUUGAAUCAAGCAUUAGUAAUUUGGAAGUUUCAGAAGCAGAUUUUGACAAAAAGCAACGUAAAACUUCGAACAUUAGUUCUCAAGCAAACAGAAAUCGUGCUGAUUUACAUUCUAAGGAAAAUAGAAAACAAGAAGUCCCUAUCAAUCUGAACAAGAAACCAACUUCUGAUAAACCAUCUUCUAAACUGAAGAAAUCAUUACCAGCAGUAAACAGGUCUACUCCUCCUGUUAGUAGAACUGCUCCUUCAGUAAAUAAACCUCUGCCUUUGGUGAACAGACCCUUGCCAAUUAUUAACAGGCCCUUACCAACUAUAAACAGACCUUUACCAAUUGUGAACAAGGCCUCACCAACUAUGAACAGACCUUCGCCAAUUGUGAACAGGGCCUCACCAACUGUGAACAGACAUUCACCAAUUGUGAACAGACAUUCACCAAUUGUGAACAAGGCCUCACCAACUGUGAACAAGGUCUCACCAACUGUAAGCAAGGUCUCACCAACUGUAAGUAAGGUCUCACCUAUCCAGAACAGGACUUCACCAAUAAUGGACAUCAUAUCACCAGUUAUGGAAGAUAAUCCGUCACCACCAAUGCCAACUAUGAGCUUAUCUCUGCCAUCCAUGAACAGGCCCAUAGUUACUAGACCUAUACCAGGCCUGAUAUCAUCAGCUGCUGCUGUCAUCAGACCUACAUCUUUGCUGCAAGGUAGUAUUGUUGGUAGACUUACAGGUCCUUCAGGUGGGUCAUUAUCGGUAACCCCUCAAGGAAUUUUCACAGUUGUGCCCCCAAGAUCCUUCACAUUAUCACCACCAAGCAGUAGCAAGCCUACAUUUACUAUGGUAAGAACUAAACAAGAAGUCCGACAAGAUUUAAGACAGGAAUUCAGACAGGAAAAAAGACAAGAAAUAAAACAAGAAAUAAAACAAGAAAUAAGAACAGAAAUAAGAACAGAAAUAAAACAAGAAAUAAAACAAGAAGUACCCCAUAGAGAGAUGAGGCAAUCUCGUGCUCAUCCAUCAGCGUAUUACAAACUAUCCGACCAGGCUAGAGCUACUAUUCAGGCAUCUAAUGCGGAGUUACGGAAGUACCCCCGAUCUGGAAGAUGUGAUAUAUGCAAGAAGACUUGUUCCCGCCUUGACAAACAUAUGAUGGUGCAUCUGAAUCAGAAACCUCACCUUUGUCCAGUUUGUCCUCAAACAUUCAGACAAAGUGAACACCUAAGGCGUCAUAUCAGAGCUAAGCAUGAAGGCAAUCAUAGACAGUUUGAGUGCCCUCAGUGUCACAAAAGGCUAACAAGAAAGGACAAACUUAAGGAGCAUAUGAAGAAUUGUGGUAUACGGCCAUAUCCCGACAGCUAUUCUCCAACUUUGAGUGAUAGUUUAUUUGACAUGAUUCCUGGACCCUCGGAGACUUCCUAUCAAGGCCAUACAACAGUAUGAUAAGAUAUAAGGCUAUCCCUGAGUCCCAUCACCAUCACCCUUGUACUACUGACUCUUUGGUCAAUCCUCCAGUAGACGCUUCCUGAAAACUUUAUUAAUGAAUAUGCAAGUAUCUCAUUGGAUAUUUUGUUGUGAUAUAUUAAUUAAGUACAGUAUUGUGGUAUCUAAUAGAAUGUUGAACAGUCCCAGUGAUAGAAACAGUUACUCUUUAGUAAUUUAUUUAGUAAGCCUGAUCAUGAAAUUGCAAGUUGUCGGACCUAUCUAGUACAUGAAUUUCACUGUGUAAUGAAAUUCAGUUCUGCCCAUUGAGGAUUGUCAGAAUAUAUGUAAGAGUGCUGGGAAAACAAACUACAAGUAGCUAAUACUUGUUUGGAUAGAGAGUUCCUAAUAUAUGAUGUACUGUUACCUGACCUCCAGUUUCUGCCCUUAUUUUGGCCUAUGAAUGUUAUACAUAAUUAUAAGAUCUGUGCAGCUAUUGUAAAUGUUUGCUACAUCAUGUGGACCUUGCCUUCUCUGAACAAAUCUGAUUUUCUGCCAUUGAAUGUCGAAAUCACGGCUGUGCCGCUGUUUGGAAUCCUUUUUUUAAAAUGUUUUUAAUGGAGUAUGAUAUUAAAAGUGUUUAUCAUUGCAGUUGUAUGCAGGCAGAUUGAUAGUAGACCCUUAUUUCUUAGAUUUGACUUUAUCAUAUUUCAGUAAUUCUUCAAAUAUACCUUUGCUAAACUUAUUCAUUUAGAUACAAAUCAUAUUCAUGUUUAUAUUGUGAUUUUAAUAAUUUAGUUAUCUUUUUAUAGGCGUGCCUAUUUACAUUACCAGUAUUGUAAUUUUAGAUACUCUUUCAUGUUGAUUUUUUGUUGUCAUUAAUGUAGUGCUUAAGGGUAGUCUUAGAAGUAAACCACUAUUGAAAGAUAAUCGACUUUUCUUUUUUUGUUCUUUUGUAAGGGUCAUUAAAUUUAAUCUCAGAUAAGAAUGUUUCAUUUUUAUUGGAAUUGGACAUUAGCAUGAUAAGAUCUGAUUAGGUUUUACAGCGUGUAAAAGUGUUAAAAUACAUGUUAAAAUAGAAAUAAAAAUUAAUUACAAAAGUUA